This is a messenger RNA of Pseudophryne corroboree (corroboree frog), 3398 nucleotides long. Its product is annotated as acetylserotonin O-methyltransferase-like. The record is from RefSeq and is a predicted model, not a curated record. Gene Ontology annotation, biological process: melatonin biosynthetic process; methylation. Bases 37 to 1083 code for a protein of 348 amino acids. The transcript has 8 exons. Lineage: Eukaryota; Metazoa; Chordata; Amphibia; Anura; Myobatrachidae. Gene Ontology annotation, molecular function: acetylserotonin O-methyltransferase activity.
GGCUGAUUUAGCCAUAGCACAUACAGUUACGCUAACAUGAACUCCACAGAAGAUCCUGAUUAUCCACAGCAACUCCUCAAUUAUAGAGAUGGAUUCUUAGUCUCAAAGGUCAUGUUUACAGCAUGCGAGCUGGGAGUGUUUGAUUUGCUACAUGAAAUGGGGGAGCCUCUGACAACAGCAACCAUUGCUUCUCGCUUGUGUGCCAGCGUAGAUGGAACAGAUCGGCUGCUCACUACCUGUGUUGGACUGAAACUCCUGAAUGUUGAAUUGAAAAAUGAUGAAGCUUAUUACUCCAACACUGAUCUUUCCACCACAUAUUUGGUCAAGUCAAGUCCAAAGACAAUGUAUCCCAUGAUGAUGUACUACUCUAACACCAUCUAUAGGUGCUGGCAAUUCUUACCUCAAGCUGUAAGUGAAGGAAAAAACCAGUAUGAAAGAGCGUUUGGAGUAUCUUCAGAAAACCCAUUUAAUGCUGUUUACAGGUCAGAAGAGGAGUUGUUGACAUUUAUGGGUUUUAUGGACUCCCUAUCGACUCUCUGUGGGAAGUACGUGCUUCAAGCUUUUGAUCUCUCCAUGUUCCAUACAGUCUGUGACCUUGGAGGAUGUUCAGGAUCUAUUGCAAAACAGUUUGUGUCUACAUAUCCUGGAUCUACUGUCACUAUUAUGGACCUGCCAAAAGUGAUACAAACAGCUAAUAGAGAUUUCAUAACAGAUAAGGAUCAACAUAUAUCUCUCCUUGAAGGAGAUUUCUUCACUGACCCAAUUCCUGAAGCAGACCUAUUUAUUUUAUCCAGUAUUCUUCAUGACUGGGACAAUGAUAAGUGUAGUCAACUGCUGAAGAAAGCUUAUCAAUCCUGUAGGCCUGGAGGUGGUGUUCUGCUGCUUGAAGUUCUAUUAAAUGAAGAUAAGAGUGGCCCAUUGGUUUCCCAGCUGUACUCACUGAAAAUGUUGCUCCAGACGGAAGGCAGAGAAAGGACCUCAUCUGAAUACACCAAGCUCCUCACAGACUCUGGCUUCAGGGACAUACAAGUGAAAGUAACUGGAAAGCUAUAUGAUGCAAUCCUGGCCAGAAAAGUUGUAUAAUGUUUUUUUCUGUUUACAGAUAUGAUUCUAGAACGUUUCUGUAACAGCCUGGUUGUUUUCUUUCCAGUAUUAAUAUAUUCUUAAAGCAAAUAUACUAUUUUUUUCAUUUAAUAACUUAUAAUUAAUAACAAAUUAAUUAUAUAUAUUUUAAUAACUUCCUUACAAGCUUAUACCCAGGAAUUAUAUAUUUAAAACAUUAGAAUAAUUCUAUUCAAGAAAAAUUGCAUGCAAUGUUUUCAUCAACAAUUGAUCAACAAUAAGCUGUUAGAAAUUCCACUCCCAUGAUACUACAGUCUCCAUAAACAAACAUAUGUGAUGGCUGACCAAGUUUAACUACAGUUACAGCCAUCACUCCACUAUUCCAUCUCCACCAAAUAUAUCAAAUAUAUCUACAGUUAGAAUAGACAUCAGUACAUAAAUCUUAAUCAACACUGUUGUACAGCCAACCAAAACUACAACAAACAGAAUAUUCUGUAUGCUGCCCAGGGGUUAAAGUGAGGGGGAAUGAGGUGGAACGGAGUUCCACCACCUGUAUUGGUAAGGGGAACUAGUUCCACCACCUCCAUUGCCCUGCACAGUAAUUCCAACAGAAAAACCUGCCCUAUCACCUACAUCAAUAGAUGAUGCAGGCUUUGCUAGUGUUUUUCUGAUGAGCUGCAGCCACCUCCCCCUUCCUCAUGUCCUGGUGGCUCCACGGUCCUCCACCAUUUACAGCCCAUCCCUCCUGGUACUUUACACAUGCUGUGUCUGUUGGACAGCAUUCAUCCCCUCCUCAGGUCCCAGUGGUUUCCUUUUCCGGCACAGUGUAUGUGAUGUCAUGCUGUCACCGCUGCUGAUACAGGGCAUGGAGCUGCUGGACGGACACAGGCAGUGAGCUGCGGGAGUGGCAGAGAUGUGUAUAAGGGGCACUACUGUGGCCAUUAUGUGUAUUAGCAACACUACUGUGUUCAUUAUGUGUAAGGGGCACUACUAUUUAGGGCAUUAUGUAUAAGGGGCACUACUACUGUGGUAAUUGUGUAUAAGAGGCACUACUGUGGGUAUUGUAUAUAAGAGGCACUACUGUGUGGCAUAACAUGCCUAAAGGGUACCAUUGUGUAGUGCAAUGUGAAUAAAGGGCACUACUGAGUGAGGUAACCUGAAUAAGGGCCAUUACUAUGUGGUGUAAUAUGAAUCAGGGUCACUACAUGCAGUGUAAUGUAAAUAAGACUGUACUACUAAUUUGAACUGGGGGUACUAACAUGCGCUCACGCUGCUUCUUUGUGAUAUCAAUGUCCCUUUAUAAAGUAUGGAAAGUAGGGCACUAAUUUAUAGUUUGCAGGGAGAUGCUGAAAACACAAGCACUGGCCUUGGCUCCACUUACUGUGAGGGAAGGGGGGGGGGGGUGCGUUAGGUGGUGGGAAAAAUGAGUUCCAUCACCUCUCCAGGACCACUUUAAGCCCUGCUGCUGCCUAUGUAACGAUCACAGUACUACUUCACAAUAAACCAUUAACCUUAAAGCCACCUGUUUCACAUAUUAACCAAUGUACUAUGGGGGUCAUUCCGAGUUGUUCGCUCGCUAGCUGCUUUUAGCAGCAUUGUACACGCUAAGCCGCCACCCUCUGGGAGUGUAUCUUAGCUUAGCAGAAUUGCGAACGAAAGAUUAGCAGAAUUGCGAAUAGAAAUUUCUUAGCAGUUUCUGAGUAGCUCCAGACUUACUCAGCCAUUGCGACCAGCUCAGUCCUUUUCGUUCCUGGUUUGACGUCACAAACACACCCAUCAUUUGCCCAACCACUCCCCCGUUUCUCCAGCCACUCCUGCGUUUUGCAACUCGAACGCCUGCGUUUUUCCGCACACUCCCAUAAAACGGCCAGUUUCUGCCCAGAAACACCCAAUUCCUGUCAAUCACACUAUGAUCAGCACAGCGAUGAAAAAGCUUCAUUAUGCCGUGAGUAAAAUACCUAACUUUUGUGUAAAAUAACUAAGCGCAUGCGCUCUGCGAACCUUGCGCAUGCGCAGUAAGCGACUAAUCGCAGUAUAGCGAAAAUCGGCAAUGAGCGAACAACUCGGAAUGACCCCCAAUGUGUGUAACCAGAUAUGAGGGAGAGGAUAAGAUCCAGGUGUGUUCAGAACCACUGUGUGAGAAAAAGUGACUGAGCUCCUGGUGAGUCACAUAGCAUCUAUUGUACUCCAAACAACAAGUGGUCAGAAUAUUUUGUUUGUAUCCGUGUAACAAAAGCCAAGGUCCUCAUGUCCAGGCCUGUUGAUAUGGUAAUAAACUAGUCCAACCACUUUGUACAACUAUGGAACACACAUAUAUAAAAUAAUGAAUGAUAAAA